This is a messenger RNA of Peromyscus leucopus (white-footed mouse), 1300 nucleotides long. RefSeq names its product phospholamban (gene Pln). Gene Ontology annotation, biological process: negative regulation of calcium ion import into sarcoplasmic reticulum; negative regulation of ATPase-coupled calcium transmembrane transporter activity; negative regulation of heart rate. Gene Ontology annotation, cellular component: membrane; sarcoplasmic reticulum. The transcript is spliced from 3 exons. Lineage: Eukaryota; Metazoa; Chordata; Mammalia; Rodentia; Cricetidae. Bases 322 to 480 code for a protein of 52 amino acids. The record is from RefSeq and is a predicted model, not a curated record. Gene Ontology annotation, molecular function: ATPase inhibitor activity.
UUCAACUGUUCCCAUAAACCUGGGAACAGAAAACUUCCCAGCUAAGACCACAUAAGACUUCACACAACUUAAUACUCUGCAUUGGGAUGAUCACAGAAGCCAAGAGAAACAGAUUUAAAGAAACUACAACAUUCCCUAAACCAAGUAAUACCUGCCAAAAACUCCAGUUCCUACAGCUCACACAAGACAAAUGAGACUGUGCAGUGACAUAUGAGGCCUCUUAAAGGAAGUCAGCUCACACUUGCCUGCCUGCUACCAUCUUCUUAUCUCCCUCUUGACCACUCAAAACGUGAGUCUUCCUGCUAGUGCCUUCCUGACACCAUGGAAAAAGUCCAGUACCUCACCCGCUCUGCUAUCAGGAGAGCCUCCACUAUUGAAAUGCCUCAGCAAGCACGGCAAAAUCUCCAGAAUCUAUUUAUCAACUUCUGUCUCAUCUUGAUCUGUCUCCUGCUGAUCUGCAUCAUUGUGAUGCUUCUGUGAAGUGCUGCUGCCACCUCCACAUCUGUAACAUGCCAGCUCAGCUUCAAACCCCUCGCUCCAUCAAGAAGAGAAACAAUACAGCCUACUCCCUGCCCAGAAUGUCUUUGUGAAGGUCAAGAUUAAGAGUGAAACAAAUUGUUAGCCAAUGUAUUCAUCUACUGGAUCUUGUAAACAAACUUUACAAUGACUAAGUGUGCAUAAUGUAGCUGCCAAUUUCCUCAAAAUGGCUCAUAAAUUUCUUUCCUAAUUACUUCUGACAAUGAAGUAUGAGUUUUAAUUUUGAAACAGCACUGCGAAAAAGUUCACUUUCUACAUCUAACACUAGCUUUACUGCUAAGACGCUCACUUUAGAGCUCCAGUUUGAGGGAUAAAUGAAAUGUAUACUGCAUUACCAGCACUUUUUUUUAAAACAGGAACUAAGUAUUCUUCAGGUCUCCACAAAGUAGAAAAACAAUAAUUUAAGUGAAGUGUUCUUAUUUAAAAUAGCUCACUGAGUCCUCACAUGUAAGACUAUCAUUAUUAUUACUAUAUUAUUAUACAGAAGUCUUAGUAGUUAAUCUGUCAGAAUAAAUACCUUGAAAUAAAGAUUGUGCCUUUUAUCUAUACACUAAUAUUUUAAGCUUAUAAGAAUCAAAUAGGGAAAAUAUCAUAUUAUCAUAUAAAUAAAAUUCCUUAUCACUAAUUUUUCUCAAGGAUAAUGGAAUUCAAGUAUAUUUAAGUUAACCACAUAUCUGCUCUCUCCAGGGCUUGGUGAUCAACAAGCAAGAAUACCUUACUGUGUGGCUGUGAUAAUUACUAAUAAAGCAGAAUCUCACCUGAA